This is a messenger RNA of Rattus rattus (black rat), 2525 nucleotides long. It is a transcript of the gene Ajap1, whose product is annotated as adherens junctions associated protein 1. The record is from RefSeq and is a predicted model, not a curated record. Gene Ontology annotation, molecular function: beta-catenin binding. Bases 90 to 1325 code for a protein of 411 amino acids. Gene Ontology annotation, cellular component: adherens junction; cytoplasmic side of plasma membrane; plasma membrane. The transcript is spliced from 6 exons. Lineage: Eukaryota; Metazoa; Chordata; Mammalia; Rodentia; Muridae.
CGGCGCCACGGGACGGAGCGAGCGGGCGCGGCGCCGCGCAGAUGGCCGGGGCAAGCAAGGUCUGAGGCUGGGUUCCCUGAAACGUGACCAUGUGGAUCCAACAGCUUUUAGGACUCAGCUCCAUGCCCAUUCGCUGGCCCGGCCGCUCUCUCGGAAGCCAUCUCUGGAUACUGAUAGCCAUGCUGCAACUUGCGGUCGACUUCCCGUCCUGUGACUCACUGGGCCCCGGCCCCGAGUUCCGACUCCUGUCACGUCCACAGAGGCCCCAGAGGCUUUGGAGUCUGCGAACUGGACCUCCAACGAGGCUACCAACACCGGCCUGGAGUCCCCGUGCAGCCCGGGCUGAACGUGCCCACGGGCCCAUACAGAUGCAGACUCCCCGUGCUCGGAGGGCCCACAGGCCCAGGGACCAGGUAGCCACCCUCGGACCCAAAGGGGGACUCACCAAGCCUCCAGCUGCCACCCGAUCCAGUCCUUCCCUCACCUCUGCAUCGGCCUCAUCCUCCAUGACUGCUGGGGCUGCAGAGCAUCAGAGCCUCCUAAAGCGGGGUAGAAGGCACACACACAAUGCAGAGUUCAACGACUUCGACUUUCACGGUGGCAGGCCCACGACAGAGACAGAAUUCAUAGCCUGGGGUCCUACAGGGGAUGAGGAAGCUCUGGAGUCCAACACCUUCCCUGGUGGUUUUGGCCCCACCACAGUCUCCAUCUUGCAAACACGGAAGACAACUAUGGCCGCCACCACCACCACCACUGCGGCCAGCACGGCCACCGCCAUGACACUGCAGACUAAGGGGGUCACCGAGUCCCUGGAUCCCUGGAAAAGGACCCCUGUUGGGGUUAGCACAACGGAGCCUUCCACUAGUCCCAGCAACAAUGGGAAAGACAUCCAGCCCCCCAGGAUCUUGGGGGAGACCUCAGGUCUGGCUGUGCAUCAGAUCAUCACCAUCACCGUCUCCCUCAUCAUGGUCAUCGCCGCGCUCAUCACAACUCUUGUCUUAAAAAAUUGCUGUGCUCCAAGUGGGCACACUCGGAGGAACAGCCACCAGCGGAAGAUGAAUCAGCAGGAGGAGAGUUGCCAGAACUUGACGGACUUCACCCCGGCCAGGGUGCCCAGCAGCGUGGACAUCUUCACUGCUUAUAAUGAGACACUGCAGUGUUCCCACGAGUGUGUCAGGGCCUCCGUGCCCGUCUAUGCCGAUGAGACACUGCACUCGACCGGGGAGUACAAGUCUACGUUCAAUGGAAACCGAUCCUCCUCUGCGGAUAGGCAUCUCAUCCCUGUGGCCUUUGUGUCUGAGAAAUGGUUUGAAAUCUCCUGCUGACUGGCCGAAGGCUUUUUACCUCCUGGGGGCGGGGCAGACGCCAUGUGUCUGUUUCAUGGAUUCCGUUGGUGAACUUGUACAAACAAAACAACAAAACAAAAAAUUAUAAGACCUAAACCUAAACUAUCUAAGGGGAGGGUCCCGCACCCGCUGCUUCUGCUUGCCGGCGGGAACUCAGCAGAGCAGGACACCCAAGGCCAAAUCUAUUUUUGUAAAAUUGCUCGUGCCUAGGGGCGCUCCCUUCUCCCAGAGUUUUCUUCGGAGAGCAGAAAGAAGAAAUGCAAGAGACGGCAGAGAAAGCCAAGCAGAAGGACAGGAGGCAGCUCCCGACGCCUGGGACUCGCACCACGAUUCUGAACCUGUGCCAAUAAUACCACUAUGUGCCAUGUAAUGACCCGGAAGCUCGGCAGGAGCCGAGCCCAGCGAACCACGCGGAGAGAUCUUAACAGAGGACAGGGGUGGGGGAUCACUUCCGGUAGGGUGGGGAUCACUUCCGGUAGGGUGGGGAUCACUUCCGGUAGAGUCACUAUUUCUGGUUAAUAUACAUAUAUAAAUAUAUAAAUACCAACACACAGACACACACCCUUUUUUUUGUACUGUAGCAAUUUUUGAAGAUCUUCAAUGUUCCUUUUUAAAAAAGAAAAAAAAAGAAUUGUGUUAUAGUCACAAAACUUGAUUUAUUUAACAUGCUUAGUAUGAACAGAAUAAACUUGUGUUUUGUACUUUGGCAGCUCACAUCACACGCAGCACACACGCGCACACACGCACACACACACGCACAUACAAACAUACAAGCAUUUAUACGCAUAUAUUGGAGAAACCGUUCCGCAGGUGACCUGGUAUGUCGUCAGUCAUGAAGGGAGACAGCCUCAACCCAGAUGACGAGCCCUCACAUGACAACUUACAUCCAUCUGUCAAACACUCGCUGAAUGGUACUUGUGUGUGGCUUUUCACUUGGGCCAGAAUUAAGAACGCCGUGGUUUUCUCUCUAUGUAUUCACACACACACGGUCCGUGCUGCAUUUCUUCCUUUAACUGUCUGAGGAUGCUUACGGCCACACGCGUCCAUGUAGCCGACUGCCAACGAGUGAGCCUGAGAACCAGGUUGGGUGGGUGGCGGAUUCUCGAACAUUUGUGUUAUACAAACAUAGACUGAACUAAAGAAAUUUUCCAGUUCCAUAAUUAAAGGAAUAUAUCCGUA